AUCGCCUCUUAUACAGAAACACGCAUCAUCCUUGUCAGUGUGGAAAUCCCCCUUUUCUGCCAUUUAAAAGCUCCGCACUGAGCGCAGUGCAAACCCACCGCUCUGCAAACCGAAAAACGAGGCUGGGGGCAAAAUUAUGUAGCAUUUUUAUUUUUUUUAAAAAAGCGAUAAUUAAAAAGAAGAAGAAGAAGGCGGGUAUUGCAUGUUUUUUUAAAUGGGAAACCUGGUGGGCAGCUGGCGUUUCAAGGAGCCGAGCACGAUUGAGGAAUGUGACUCGACGUGGGGAUCGGACUCGGAGAGCGACGAGCCAGCGGCUGAAGAUGAUAGCGGCAUCUCCGACUCCGUCAGCCCGGCGGAGAGCGAGAGGGCCGCGGGGCACGCCGGAGACAGCACACCGCAGCUGACUGACUCCCCGGAGUCUGUUCCAAAGAUGAAGAGGAGUUUCUAUGCCGCCAGGGACCUCUACAAAUACCGGCACAGCUACCCGAACUUCAGAAGGUCCCGGCAGCCCAAUGAGUACCGCAACCUGCGCUUCUACCUGAACAAGAUCCCUCUAGUACCUGAUGGUAUCUACAUAGAAGAGAUUCUCUCUAAGUGGAGAGGCGACUAUGACAAACUGGAGCACAAUCACACCUAUAUUCAGUGGCUGUUCCCAUUACGAGAACAAGGGCUCAACUUCUACGCACAUGAACUGACUCAGGAUGAGAUCAAAGAAUUCCAAAGCACUCGGGAAGCAAAGAGGAGAUUCCUGGCGGCCUAUUCCCUCAUGUUGGACUUCUACGGCGUCAAGCUGCUGGAUAAGAGUGGCAACGUUGCUCGGGCUCCGAACUGGCAGGAGCGCUUCCAGCACCUUAAUGAAUCCCACCACAACUACCUGCGGAUCACUCGCAUCCUGAAGUCCCUGGGUGAGCUCGGCUAUGAGGCCUUUAAGGCCCCGCUGGUUCGCUUCUUCCUGGAGGAGUCGCUGUGCCACGGCACCCUGUCCAACAUGCAGCACAGCAUCCUGGAAUACUUUGUCUACACCAUCCGCCUGCCAGCCACCCGCCGACGCUUGCUCCGCUAUGCCCGCCAACACUACAGGCCUGCCCACGCGUUCCUCUGGGGACCACCACCUAAAAAGCGGGGAGGUGGUGCUGGUGCUGGAGGUAGCGUGGGUGCUGGAAGUAGUGGGAUUAGGGCGCCUGCUCCAACACCAGAGCAACAGAGGAGGGGGAUGGAGAGCACCAUAUCCACAUCUGCAGGUAGUGGAAAUAUUGUGUCUUCCCACAAUGCCACGAUGUGCCAUGAGCUGGCUGAAGGAGGACUGAAGGGCUGCACGGGACUUGGUCCCAACAUGGAGGGAGCGCUGAUGAUGGUGGGAGCUCGAGCAGAGAGGAAUGAGUUCAAUGAGAUGAUUCCUUUGUAGGGAAAAAGUUUUGAGGGCAGAAAACAAAAUGAACCACUUAAAUUGUAAAGAAAUAAACCUGCUUUGUGGAAGGACACGCAAACCAGGGCAGUAAAACACAGGUACAGAUGUUUGAGCUGUUAAUAAACACAUCAUUAGAAUCUGUUUAGGUUAAGGGCUGACUAUAAUCUCAAACAGUACUUUAUUUAUUGCAAGUGAAUUAUCUUAACUGAAUUUGGGAUUAUAAUCUAAAGAUGGGUUAUUUUUUGUUUGUUUUUUGCUUUUGGUGGGGUUUGUAUCCUGAGCUAAGAUAGCCGAAUCCCAAAAUUAUCUAAACUAGUAGAGAAAGUUUGACAGAAGCCUUAUUUAAUGUUUUGGUCUGGAAUCAUAAAGAUCGUUCUACAAGCAAAGCUCUCUGCUGAAUGUUUGCUGGUGUUGGGAUGGUGAGAUUAUUGAAAUGCUGUAGCUGGAGCUCCACCAAACAACACGCUGGAUUGAGCUCCUUUUGUACAGGGUCUGUACAGCAAAUGUGAAAAGGGAGAUCAGGAAGAAUUUGUCUUAUUUCCAUGUCAUGUAAAAAGCAUAUAAGAGAAGACUAAUUUGUCAGCAAUACUUACAGAUUUUUUUUAACUUGACUGACUUGAAAUUUUCACUUUGUUGUUAAUCUUAGGUGCAGCUCAGUUAUGUAUCCGUGCUGCGAUUUUACUCUCUACAAGUUAAAGGUAGCCAGUUCCGCUGAAAAUUGUACAGAACUAUAUAGCAAAACAUAAAACGUGUUGGUAAGCUGAUAUCUUUAAGAAAUACUUAAGAAAAGAAAGGCUUUAGGUGACAUUAUUACCUGUGAACUCCAAGUGGCAGCUCAGCAGCCCAUUGGAAAACUUGAUAGGUAAUUUUUCAUCAAAGGAAAAAUUUUCUGCAGAAAUUGUGAAAUCUAAAACUGAGCAAUAAAUAUUUAGCUAUAAAACAACCCAGGGCUGCUUAAAGCCAAUUAUCCAAUGGCAGUCACUACACUGACUUAAAUAAUGCACUUUGUAUUUCAGUCUAAAAGAUGAAGGGAAAAUACAAAGUGUGACAGAUAGGUUAGUUGCAGUUUUUUUUCUGGUUUUGUAGGCAAUAAUUCAGAAAAUAUUAUUAAUCCUUCAGCAAAGAGCAGAAAUGCUAGUACCAAUGUUACUGGUAAUUUCCACCAGUUACAAAUGUCACAAACCGAGCUAAAGAUGGUGUUUGUAUCAGCACUAGCAAAUUGGCAUAAUUAAACUGGUUAAAUUAUGAAUAAAUAAAAAUAUACAAAUCCAAAUAAAUAAAAAUAUAUAUUUCAAAGUAGGCAUUACUGUAAUCAUGUUAUAUUAUAAUAUACUAUAUAUAUAUAUAUCAAGUUUCAGUGACGUGUGAAAAACAGCCGUGAGCUAGCUUGGCUGCCACACCUCCACAGUGUGUUAUGCCACCUAAAAGCCUUCUUCUAUUCUUGACUGGAAGUUAUGGAUUGAAGUUAAUGUGAUCAGACUGGUGGUGUGCAGUGUGUUCUCAUAGACAGUAUAAAAGAUGGAUGUAGCUACCAUAGUGUUACCAAAAUGUAUGGAUAUGAGAAGGAGGGGUGGGUCUUGUGAUUAACAAGUUGCUAGCUAAUGAGCAUUUUGUACCACAAAUAAUCUUCCAUUUGGAAAAAAUGUAUGACCAAGAUUUACAACAAUAGAUUUAAUCUUUUUAUUAUUCAGUAACUGAGCCCAUAAACUCAUCGGAUAGGGGUUUAGAAAGGUCAAAACCAAAUAAAAUUUAAAUUCCACGGGUUUCUAUAGGACUGGAAGCCUUUUUGCCUCCACAGCUAUCGCCAUCUGGUGGACUUUAGGUAAAAAGCAGGGUUCAGGCAAAUCCGGAUUGGCUUCAUUUUAAUUCAAAGCUACGUCAGACUUUGAUACUGUCUAUGUGUGUGUUGCACUUUUUGGACAAUCUGUGUCUUCCUGUUAAAAGCGCUGUAGGUUUUAAAAGGUUGUGCAUCAUAGUCAUGAUAUAGUGAUGAUACUGUCUAACCUUGCAAUAAUGUGACUUACUGAAGUGAGAAGUUAAACACCCUUGUUAGGUUUCAACCAUAGCUUAGCCCAUGUUUUUGAGAGUUCCAAAUGUUUCUAGGGCUAAGUUUGCAGUGCUGCUGAUAUUUCUACCAGAAUCUUUUAAGAUGAAUUUGCUUGACACUCAAAACAACAAAAAACAAAUCUGGAAUAAUUUAUUUCAGGUUAAUGUCAACUCAUCGCCCUCAGCAUUUCCUUGGUCAUGUUUAGUUUUCAAUAAAAUGCAAAUAUUAGCCAUCAGGAAGUGUGCAUUGAUCUAUCCAGUCAACUUAAAGUAAAAGCUAAGCUUAAGUUUUUUAAUUAUAGGUAUUAUCUUAAUAGUUAUUUGUAUGUUUCUAGUAGCAAUAGAUUAAAAGCCAUGUUAAGUAUAAGAAAGAUUGAAGUUUAAAACUUCUUUAGUCGGCUGUUCUUCCUGUAGGAGGCGGCCAUGCGUAUGUUAGAUAACAAGGUUUUGACAUUGCUUUCCAGCCAAGUGUAUCUGAUAUAAUUGUAAAAUUAACUUUUCAGGUGAAUUGUAUGAUAACAUGGGCUCAAGUAUUCUGAUUUCUAGUAUACUCCACAUGUACAUAUGUGAGUAUGUGUAUGUCUGUGUGAUAUUCUUAAGUGCCUCUUUUGUAUUUUUAAUUUUUAUCUGGAUGCUGUAUGGAGUGUCUUUCCUGUACAUCCUGUUUUUUGUACAGCAUUUUGAUAUCUACAUCAUUGUCCACAAUAUAGUCAUAUACACUAUGAGUAUAUGAGUAUGGGCAGGAAUACAUUAGAAGAACUGAUAUAGAGGAGAAGUUAAUACUAUAUAACACUUGAAAUUGUUUGUAUUGUUUCUUUGAAUAAAUUGUGAUCGCUACAUUGAUAAAUGUUCACUAUGCUUGCUGAACACAGUUUAGUUUUGGUAUUUUUCAGAAUUGACAGGACACAAUAAAUGGACAUAAACCCUGAAAUGUGAAUUUUGCCACAUGUAACUCUAAUAAAAAUGGGUUUGUGGAUUAA
This is a messenger RNA of Oreochromis niloticus (Nile tilapia), 4434 nucleotides long. RefSeq names its product opioid growth factor receptor-like 1 (gene ogfrl1). Gene Ontology annotation, molecular function: opioid growth factor receptor activity. The coding region runs from base 215 to 1405 and encodes 396 amino acids. The transcript is spliced from 7 exons. Gene Ontology annotation, cellular component: membrane. The record is from RefSeq and is a predicted model, not a curated record. NCBI's taxonomy places the organism in Eukaryota, Metazoa, Chordata, Actinopteri, Cichliformes, Cichlidae.